AAAAAUGUGAAAAAUGUCAUAAAGUAAAAAUAAACAUUUUAUUUUAUUAUUCCCCUUUCAGUGAUUUUGGACUGUGCAAUUUUAGGAAAACAAGUUGACGAAUUAAAUAAUUAAGUUUUUAAUCAUGUCUCAUAUAUAAUUGCAGCUUAAUAUAUAAUUGUGAUGGUGAUAGUGUGUAAUUCCUUUAAAAAAUCGAGACUCCAAACAAAAUAGUAUUAAGAAACGUAUAUUUAACCGAGGAAAUAAAUGACAAGUAAACAAUCUUUAAUGUUCGCAGAACAAAUGGAGUGGAAUUUACAUUCGGAUGGAUUAGAGAAGCCUAUCUUAUGGAAUUUUUCAAACAUAGAUUCUACAAGAAAUGUUUUAGAAAUGAACAACGAAAACCUAGUAUUUCAACAGAAUGACUUGUUUCCAUCGGCAUUUCCUGUCAUGGCAGAUAUCAGAAGACAAGGAAAAUUGUGCGAUGUGGUGUUAAAAGUGGAAGGUCAAUAUUUUAGUGCUCAUAAAAUAGUUUUAGCUUCUACCAUUCCAUAUUUCCAGGCGAUGUUCAUGAAUGAUAUGAUAGAAUCUCGAAACAAAGAAAUCGAAAUAAAAUGCAUCGAUGUUAUGGCACUUGAAGCAUUAAUAAAUUUUGCUUACACUGGUAAAAUAACUUUGGACAAAAACAACGUCCAGAGUAUUAUGAUAGGAGCAUCUUACUUGCAAUUAAAUAAAGUCAGAGACGCUUGUGCCAAUUAUUUGCUACAAAGAAUUCAUCCUCAGAACGCCCUGGGUUUUAAGCAUUUUGCAGACUCCCUAGGCUCUUCAGUAUUGGCGGACUCCGCGGAAAAAUACAUCGAGUUGUAUUUUCCCGAGGUCUCCCAGCACGACGAGUACUUAAAUUUACCCAUAAAGGAAAUUAAGGAACUACUGCCGAAAAACGAUCUCAGGGUUGAUAGCGAGGAACAAGUUUUCGAAGCUUGCAUGAGAUGGGUCAAGCACGACAUUUCAUCGAGGAAGGAUCACUUACCGGAGUUACUGUCACUCGUUAGAUUGCCGUUAUUGUCUCCUUUGUACAUAACUGAUCGCGUUAGGAAUGAAGAUCAAAUCAGAUAUUCCAUUCAAUGCAGGGACUUGGUGGAUGAAGCUCUCACGUUCCAUUUAAUCCCCGAACGAAGGGCUCUAAUACAAAGCUUCAGGACGGAGCCUCGAGUUUGCGACAUCAAAGGACAAAUAUACGUGGUAGGUGGACUAAAUAAACACGGCGAUUCUCUAUCGACAGUCGAAUAUUACGAUCCUACUAAAAAUAAAUGGAACAUGGCACCGCCUAUGUCGAUGAUGAGGUCUAGACUAGGGGUAGCUGUAAUUAAAAGCAAGCUAUUCGCCUUUGGCGGUUACAACGGAAAGGACAGGCUGUCUAGCGUUGAAGUAUUUGAUGCUGUUAGAAACGAAUGGUCUACAGUAGCACCGAUGAUCAGUAAAAGAAGUGCUUUAGGAGCUACAGCAUUAGGGGAUAUUAUUUACGUGUGCGGCGGAUACGAUGGUUUAACAUCGUUGAAUUCAGUGGAAAGGUACCAUCCGAGUACGAACUCUUGGUGUUCUUUGGCGCCUAUGAAUAAAUCUAGAAGCGCUGGAGCUGUUAUAGCUUGCCAAGGAUACAUUUACGCUCUGGGCGGACACGAUGGAUUAUCGAUAUUCGAUUCAGUGGAAAAAUACAAUCCGACUACCAAUACAUGGUGUGAAGCGCCUCCGAUGCUUACGAAACGGUGCAGGCUCGGAGUUGCCAUGCUAGGUGGAAAAUUGUACGCUUGCGGCGGAUACGACGGCAGUUCUUUUCUUCAAACAGUCGAAAUGUUUGAUCCUCUGACUAAUAAAUGGGUGUACGUAGCGCCGAUGAUUGCUCAAAGGAGUAGAGUCGCGCUAACGGCGAAUAUGGGAAAAUUGUGGGCGGUCGGAGGUUACGAUGGAAUCUCUAAUCUCGUAACCGUCGAAGUAUACGAUCCUAAAUCAGACAAAUGGACUUACGCAGAAGACAUGAUUGCGCACGAAGGCGGCGUUGGUUUGGGUGUUAUAUCCAUACCGUAAUUAUAUGAUUGCUGUUUAAAAAAAAAACAGGGAUGUUAUUAGGAUUUUAAGUUUGAAUAUUUUAUGAUUGAAUAAAAGUUUUAAAGUAUUAA
Molecule: messenger RNA, 2156 nt
Organism: Phyllotreta striolata
Lineage: Eukaryota; Metazoa; Arthropoda; Insecta; Coleoptera; Chrysomelidae
Source: the annotation of a GenBank genome assembly